AUCCACCACCUAAUCCCUUGUCAUUCAUUGUUCGCAUUAUCAAAUCACGUCUCUGCCACGAUUUGAUCCCUCAUAUAAAGAAAAAUCACUUAGUAAUUAUCCCAGUUGGCAAAAUGUUUCGCCACGUGUGUAUUCUUCUGUGUGCGUUGUUGUCUUCAGUUACAGCUUUAAACGAGAUCAAAAUCGAAGCAAGAGCUUUAAAGGACAUCGCUCCAAGAAUUGUGAACGGUGAUGAGGCGUCGUUGGGUCAAUUUCCCUGGCAAAUAGGCAUCUAUGGACGAAACUCGGUCGGAUAUUAUUUCUGUGGAGGAUCUUUUAUCAGUGAAGAGUGGGUUCUGACGGCGGCGCAUUGUCUUGACGGAGCCAUAGGUGCUAACAUAUAUUCCAACGCGACGAAAAUUUCUGACUCAACUAAAGUAGUCUCCCAAGCGAUUCAGUUUAUACAACACGAAGGGUACAUUGCUGAUUUGUUGCGAAACGACAUUGGUUUGAUUAGAUUGAAGGAACCUGUUCAAUUUAACGAGUACACCAAACCCGUUGCUCUAGCGAUUAAGGACCCUCCUGUAGGCACCAACGUCACUGUAAGUGGCUGGGGCGUCACUAAAGACUCCGACUUGUACACCAGCGACAUUCUUUACUACACAAAUGUCGAAACUAUUACUAAUGAGGCUUGUACUAGAAUCUACGGAAGCAACUAUAUCGUAGAUCAAGUGAUUUGCGCUAAUCCUGGAGAUCCUCAUACAAGUCCUUGCCAGGGAGAUAGUGGGGCACCAGUUGUCGUUCUAAAUUCAUGUGGGAUACCAGUACAAAUCGCUGUGUUUAGUUUCACCAAUGGCUACGGCUGCGAAUAUCCCUAUCCUUCAGGAAACACGAGGGUGUCGUAUUUCAGGGACUGGAUUAGAGAAAAAACCGGAAUGUCCCAAAUAAACAUGAUUUACUUUGUGCUCUGUUUUAUUGCGUCGGUUUUCUUAAGAGAAAACAACGGGGUUUUUAGUGCUGAAGUUCGAGUUAUAAAUGGCCAAAAUGCCACUAAGGGUCAAUUUCCUUGGCAAGUCGGAAUUUUGAAGAUAAAAUCAAACAUGGAACUGCUUUUUUGCGGCGGGACCAUCAUUAGUGAAGAAUGGGUUCUAACAUCCGCCAACUGCCUCUACGAUGCCCAAGAACUAGGGGUAUAUUCUGGGGUGGUUGACAUAACUGACUUCGAUAGAGUUAUUAGUACUUCAUCCGACUACAUAAUCCAUGAAGAUUUUGACUCCUUGACUCUCCAAAACGAUAUUGGAGUAAUACACCUUGAUCCUCCUCUAGUGUUCAGCGACUAUACUAGCGCAGUUGUGCUAUCAGAUGAAAAACUACAACCUGGUACUGACGCUAUAGUCACCGGUUGGGGACACUCAACUCACGAUUAUGCGGCAAAUGUGACUGAUAUUUUGCAAUACGCUUCAGUUUCGGUUCUUGAUAAUUCCGACUGCGAGAAAAUUUACGGUGAUGUUAUUUCUCCGAGUAUAGUUUGCGCGAUUGGAGACAAUCCAGUGAAAAAUCCGUGUUUUGGGGAUGCAGGUGGUCCCCUUGUCGUCAAUAUUGACGCUUAUCCACUUCACGUGGCAAUUUUUAGCUUUGUUAGUGCUGAAGGGUGUGACUCUUAUCCUUCUGGUUAUACAAGAACGGCUUAUUUUAGGAAUUGGAUAAAAGAAAAGACGGGUGUUUAGUUUUUUUCGUACAAAUAAAAAAAUUUUGGAUACGAACAUAAUUAUGAUGCUGAAGUAUCAGAUACAUAUCCUGAAAAUUCAUUCAGAUUUGAAAUUAAAGUAGCAACAACUACAUAAUUUAUUUCUUCUCGUAGUAUUAAUUUAUUAUUUGCAUUACAGGCUUAAUAAGAUAAAUAAAAUAAAUAAAAUAAA
Zophobas morio is the source of this 1898-nucleotide messenger RNA. Its product is annotated as transmembrane protease serine 9-like. Gene Ontology annotation, molecular function: serine-type endopeptidase activity. Bases 114 to 1706 code for a protein of 530 amino acids. NCBI's taxonomy places the organism in Eukaryota, Metazoa, Arthropoda, Insecta, Coleoptera, Tenebrionidae. The record is from RefSeq and is a predicted model, not a curated record. The transcript is spliced from 11 exons. Gene Ontology annotation, biological process: proteolysis.